Chaetomium strumarium is the source of this 5472-nucleotide messenger RNA. RefSeq lists its product as uncharacterized. The transcript has 8 exons. The record is from RefSeq and is a predicted model, not a curated record. Gene Ontology annotation, biological process: regulation of ARF protein signal transduction. NCBI's taxonomy places the organism in Eukaryota, Fungi, Ascomycota, Sordariomycetes, Sordariales, Chaetomiaceae. The coding region runs from base 339 to 5162 and encodes 1607 amino acids. Gene Ontology annotation, molecular function: guanyl-nucleotide exchange factor activity.
CUAGCAUUUGAUGGUUCAUGGUUGUUCCAACACUUCUCUAUAACACCAACUGGUCGCGCCAAUCCCCGACGACACGGCUUCGAGAAGUGUAUGAAAGUCUCCUGAGAGCUACUAAAGACGGUGCUUUGGGGUCAAACUGGUGUUCUGCGCUCAGGAACCGAGCCUUGACACCUUCAAAUCACUACCUAUCGCCCUGCGCCCCGGUCACAAGGACAGUUUGUCCCGUCUGCUCGACGCUCGCCUCGUCCCUGGGCUGUGACUCCGGUCAACAACGCAACCACCGGAUUUCCGGGCUUCUAACCUGCGCCUGAACUUGCGAGCGUCGUAUUUGCCGCAGGAUGAGCGGACUUGCCCAGCUCGUCGCGCCCAGAGAAGCUCCCGUCUCGCCAGCACUCGGGACUCCUUCGGCUCGACGGAACCCGCUGCUCUCCUCGCGCAUGCAAUACCGGAGCCGCCCGGUGUCGGUGGCUGUCGAUCCAGUCUCCCUCGUCAUAUCCGAGUGCAUAGCCAUUACUUCGGCCAUCCAGAAACAUGCCCGGUCCCCGCACUCGUCCGUCUCGGCCAUUCUCGGCGGCAGCCCCAACCUCAUCCAACUCGUUCCUCCCGGCCCCGGCACGCGGCACCGCAGGUCAGCUUCCGGUGCGCACACAGAUGGUGCCGGCGACCUCGCGGCGAACAGGUGGGGGUUGCGGGGGAAGAAGGGCAAAAGCAUGCAGGAUAACCCGCUGAUCUCCGGAUUUGGGAGGUUGCGACAAGAGCUGGCCGGCGUCAAAGAUAUACACAGAUUCGACUCCCUGGUGCUACUCUACCCCUUCCUACAGAUCAUCCAAGCGAAGGGUACCGCCGCUCCUGUUACGAUCCUUGCGCUGAGGGCCAUCCAGAAAUUCCUCGCUUACGGUUUUGUCGCGCCCAUGUCCCCCCGCUUUGCGCUCGCCAUGCAGUCAUUGUCUGCAGCCAUCACCCACUGCCAGUUCGACAUUAGCGAUCCGGCGCAAGAGGAGGUGGUCCUGCUAAUGAUCCUGCAUCUGAUGGAGGAUAUGUUGUCGGGACCGGGCGGUGAUAUACUAAGCGACGAGAGCGUCUGUGACAUGAUGGGGCGCGGCCUGACCAUUUGCUCGCGGCCGAGGUUUUCGGAGGUGUUGCGCCGGACCGCCGAGGCUUCGAUGGUGCGUAUGGUGCAGAUCAUAUUCGAAGAUCUGAAGCACCUCGAAGAGGAGGCCGGUGAGGAGAGCGAGGCGCUGGACCGACAGACGAGCGGGGACAUGGACACUGUCAACAUGGAUCCUGCUACUAACGGGACCGAUGUUCCGGCGGUUGCGGCUGAAGUGGCUGAGGUCAGUGAGUCGAGUCAGGCGGCCGAGCCCGCCGCCGAGGAAGCGAGGCCGUCGUCAAGCUCGGAGAAGCCCAGCAGUAGUUCAGAAACGCCUAGGAGUCCAAGCGCGGACGUUGGCCGGCCGAGCACAAGCUCGGUUACUGAAAGCGCCGCAUCGGUUGACCUGCGGCCAUAUUCCCUACCGUCCAUCCGGGAGUUGUUCCGGGUGCUGGUCAGCUUCCUUGAUCCUCACGACCGCAGACAUCCCGACCAGAUGAGAGUCAUGGCUCUGCGCAUCAUUCACGUGGCGCUUGAAGUAGCAGGCCCAUCAAUCGCCCGGCAUCCCGCGCUGGCGACGAUUGCGGAAGACCAGCUCUGCUGCUACCUCUUCCAGCUCGUGCGGUCCGACAACAUGGCCGUCCUCCAGGAGGCCCUGAUCGUGGCCGCCACCCUGCUCUCGACCUGCAGGGGUGUGCUCAAGUUGCAACAGGAGCUGUACCUCUCGUAUCUUGUGGCCUGCCUACACCCAGCGGUCGAAAUCCCCAGGGAACCGGGCAUCGACCCAAGCCUCUACUCUGGCAUCCCACAGUCGCCCAAGCUGGUGAAGCCGCCAGCAUCACAAGCCAGCAGUGGCCGCUCCACGCCUGUGCCCGUUAAGGACCGCCAGAAGCUGGGGCUGGAGGGUGGUGCUCGCAAGCCGGAUGCGCGGCAGGCCAUGGUGGAGAAUAUCGGCGUCCUCGCCCGGAUGCCGACGUUCAUGGUUGAGCUAUUCGUCAACUACGACUGCGACGAAGACCGCGCGGAUCUCUGCGAAGACUUGAUUGGGCUGCUCUCGAGGAACGCGCUCCCGGACUCUGCGACCUGGAGUACGACGAGUGUCCCCCCGCUCUGUCUCGAUGCAUUGCUCCGGUUUAUACAGUUCACUGCCGAGAGGCUAGACCAGACUCCGGAAACUGACGGGUAUCCUGACCCGGAGCUGCUGAGGGAGAGGCGGCGCAGGAAAAGGCUCAUCAUCAAAGGAACAAACAUGUUCAAUGAGAAACCCAAAGGGGGGCUGGCCUACCUACAAGAAAAAGGCGUGAUCGAAGAUGCCGCGGAUCCGUUGUGCGUUGCCAAGUUCUUGAAAGGCACUUCGAGGAUAAACAAGAAGAUCCUCGGCGAGUUCCUGUCCAAGAAGGGCAACGAGGCGAUCCUGGAUGCGUUUAUCAACCAGUUUGACUUUACGGGCAAGCGGGUAGACGAGGCGCUUCGAGCCCUUCUCGAAACCUUCCGUCUGCCCGGCGAGUCUGCAUUGAUUGAGCGUAUCGUCAACUCGUUCGCCGAUAAGUACUGCUCUAGUUCAGUCCCCGAAGGGAUAACGAACAAGGACGCCGUCUUCAUCCUCACGUACGCGAUCAUCUUGCUGAAUACCGACCAGCACAAUCCACAGGUCAAGCCACAGGCACGCAUGAAGUUCGACGACUUUUCCCGCAACCUCCGCGGACAGAACGGUGGCGAAGAUUUCCCCACUGAGUACCUGCAGGAUAUCUUUGACGCCAUCAAGACCAACGAGAUCAUUCUUCCGGAUGAGCAUGACAACAAGCACGCCUUUGACUAUGCUUGGAAGGAGCUCUUGCUCAAGACAGAGGCGGCAGGCCGGCUCGUGAUGUGCGACACCAGCAUCUACGACGCCGACAUGUUCGCCACCACAUGGAACCCCAUCGUCUCGUGUCUCUUCUUCGUCUUCAUGUCGGCCACCGAUGAUACUGUGUAUGCCCGUGUCAUCACUGGUUUCGACGAAUGCGCCCGCAUCGCGACGAAAUACGGCAACGCGGAGGCGCUGGACGAGAUCAUCUACCGGCUGAGCUACAUCUCGACGCUGGGCAGCGAGGCACUCUCGAACACGUCGCUCAACACCGAGGUGCAGGUUGGGGACAAUAGUGUCAUGGUGAGCGAGCUCUCGGUCCGCUUUGGGCGAGAUGUCCGGCCGCAGCUGGCUACGCUGGUGCUGUUCCGUGUCAUUACCGGCUCGGAGCAUGUCAUCAAGCAGAGCUGGAAGCAUAUCAUCCGGAUAUGGCUCAACCUCUUCGUCAACUCGCUUAUCCCCCCCUUCUUCUCUACCGAGGCCGACAAGCUCGCGUUGCCGCCGAUCCCCUUGCAGCCGCCGUCGCAAGUGAUUGACCGAGGCGCCAAACAGAACGAAUCUGGUCUCUUUGCGGCGUUCACGUCGUACAUUUCGAGCUAUGCCGCCGACGACCCUCCUGAGCCGUCGGAUGAGGAGCUGGAGAGUACGCUGUGUACCGUGGACUGCGUGAACCAAUGCCACAUGGGUGAUGUGUUUGCCAACAUUGCCCUCCUCCCCAGCAACAGCCUCGAGGCCUUAGUCGACACUCUGCUGGAACAGAUCCCGGAGGAUGUUGGGUCAACCGUGAUCACCGUGAAGACGGAAAACAUUCCCCCAUCCCAAUCCCAAGCCAACGGGCAGAAGUCGUGGCAUAGCAGCGCUGUGUACGAUCCUGCUCUAGUCUACAUUCUCGAGUUCUGCACGGUACUGGCGCUCCGCGAUGAGAGCACGAUAGAGUUGCUGGGCAAGCGCGUGGUAGAAGCUGUCCAGGCCAUUUUGAGAGACGUGUCCCGAUACCACCCGAUUCUCAUCGAACGGGCGACCUUUUACCUGUUCAACUUGCUCCAGGCCAGCUAUGACUUCGACUACGUCCGUGUCCCCGUCCUGCUGCACACCGUAUCGAGCUUCCCCAGCGAUACCCUGCCCAAAGCUUCCGGCCUCAUACUACGCGGUCUCAAGAUCUGCACGGAAAAACCGUGCCCGCUCCGGAACGAGAUCAUGACGUCGCCUGAUUUCUGGGUCAUCCUGCAGACUCUGGCUGCACACCCCGACUCGGCCCCGGCUGUGUUUGAGAUCCUAGAAAGCGGCGUCUCGGGCACUCCGUCGGCCAUCAUGGCGGACAACUACGAGGCCGCCCUGGCGCUGCUGAACGAGUUCGCUUCCAUGGCGAGUGUGGGUGCGGCGGCAGAGCAGAAGAAUGAUCGGAAGCAAGGGAGAAAGGGCGGAAGGCCUGUCAAGCAGGAGAAGCCUAGCGAGAAUGCUGUUGUUGAACGCGGCGUCAAGGCCCUCAACAACAUUUAUCGCAUGACAGCACGCAUCCCGCACCUGAUGAAGCAGUCGCAUCUGGAGAGCAGCGAAGCGUGGUCUGCCUACUGGCUUCCGGUCUUCCAGGCGCUCACCACACAGUGCACCAACCCGUGUCGCGAAAUCCGCCACCUGGCCUUCAGCUCGCUGCAACGAUCCCUCCUCUCGCCCGAACUGACUUCGGGCGACGAAGAGCACCGCGAGUGGACAGCCAUCUUCAGCGAGGUGCUCUUCCCGCUGAUCCUGCGGCUGCUCAAGCCCGAGGUGUUCUCCUCGGACCGCGACGGCAUGAGCGAGACCCGCGUACAGGCGGCGUCGCUGCUAUCCAAGGUGUUCCUGCAGUACCUGGUCAUGCUCUCCGAGUGGGACGGCAUGCUGGACCUGUGGCUAAAAAUCAUCGAGAUCAUGGACCGGUUGAUGAAUAGCGGACAGGGAGAUAGCCUGGAGGAGGCUGUGCCUGAGAACCUGAAGAAUGUGCUCCUGAUCAUGUCGACCAACGGGUACCUCGUACCGCCGAGCCAGAACCCGGCAAGGGAAGAGCUGUGGAACGAGACGUGGAAGAGGAUCGAUCGGUUCCUGCCGAACUUGAGGGCUGAUCUGGCUUUGGACGAACCUGAACCUGAACCUGAACCUGAACCUGUGAAGGCCGAGGAGCCGCCCAAAUCUGCCGGUCUGUCGCCGGCCGCAGAGGAGGAGCAGGCGAAGGCGCAAGAAGUGGUAUGACACGGUUCUUGGUUGAGACGGGGGUGAUACCAGCAUGAGAGAGCGUGUCGUUGGGAGCUGCGUGGACAAAGGGGAGGUGUGGUUUUGAUGUUCUGCAUGUGUCGGAGUUUGCUAGGGCGGUUUUCUACUGUGGUAGCUACUAUGGGGUGCGAUAGAACAAAAUAGAGUGUGACGGAGCGUUCCUACGCACGACGGCCUCGCAUUAGCGGAGGGUUUCAUUCAGUUCUCGAUUGGAUCAUUGGAUACUAUCCGUACUGUGGUAUGUACUUGUACUACGAUACGAACAUACCCCGCCACGCCCUGUCCAAAA